This is a messenger RNA of Ahaetulla prasina, 1799 nucleotides long. Its product is annotated as endonuclease domain-containing 1 protein-like. The transcript has 2 exons. The coding region runs from base 626 to 1432 and encodes 268 amino acids. The record is from RefSeq and is a predicted model, not a curated record. Gene Ontology annotation, molecular function: nucleic acid binding; metal ion binding; hydrolase activity. NCBI's taxonomy places the organism in Eukaryota, Metazoa, Chordata, Lepidosauria, Squamata, Colubridae.
UGGAGUUGAUAACUUUGUAGGAGGACGGCCAUGUUAAUCUACAGGGGCAACAAACCCAGAGGAAUCUGGUAGCCCACUUUCCAACUAACAGAAUUUAUUAAAAGCAUCCAGCUUUCGUGAGCUGCAGGUCAUUUCAUUGUAUGCACAGUGAGAUAAGAGUUGGAAGACAUUUAAUCCAUGUCUCCCUGUUCUGCUUCUCUUGCCAUGUUAAAGCAAAUAGCAGAAUAGCUUGAGUUGGAAGGGCCCUUGGGGGUCUUCUAGUCCAACCCCCUGCCCGAGCAGGAGACCCUAUAGCAUCUCAGACAAACGUUUGUCCAAUCUCUUCUUAAAAUCCUGCAAGUGAUGGAGCACCCACAACUUCUGAAACAAGCCCUUCCAUUGAUCAAUUGCUCUAACUGUCAGGAAAGAAGCACAGGCAAAAAGGUGUGAAUGUGAACAGCAAGAAACAGGGUAGACAAGAAAACAGGGGCACUAUUGGCAGUGGUGGAGGAAACGGGGGGUUCUUGCUCAUGGUUGUGUGAAGCCAUAAACUGCCUUAAUCAAUACUUUGCCCAGGUAGGAGGGCAAGAGGUCUGGUGAGGAUUUUGAUGGCCGUCUUUCUUCCAGGCUCAGAGCUUCAUAAGCCAUGUUGUGGCUGUCAUCCCUGCUUUUGAUGGUUGCCUGCUUUCCCCUGGCUGCAAACUCUGAAGUGGUGCAAGACUUCAAGAAUUGCCUUGAGUUCUUUUUGGAUAAGUCGCCACCCGGAGAUGCUCUGACGCCGGCCGACCCUGUGAGGAUUUGCCAGUUUUACAACAACGCCUACCGUUUUGCCACCAUGUAUGACCGAGAGAAGCGCAUCCCCAUAUACUCUGCUUACAAAUGCAAACCCGGACAUGGUCCCAGAUAUCGAGGUUGGAUGAUUGAGCCUCAGCUGGUAGAUCCCACUUUAGGCAAGAGCAUGGAGGACGAGCGUCAAGCCAACGUUCCUGCCGAUAUGAUAAAGAAGAGCCAGGCCAUUUUUGAGGAUUACACCCAGUGUUUAAGUAUUGAAAAGGGACACUUGAACCCGGUGGGCCAUCAGCCUGACGAAGACAGUCGAGCUGCCACUUCCACGUUGACUAACAUCGUGCCCCAGUUCAGCAAACUCAACCAAGAUUCCUGGGCAAACUAUGAGAACCGUAUCCGAAAGGAAGCUCAGGCCUGCCUUGACAUGUAUGUCAUUGCGGGCGUUGUCCCAGGGAAGGAGUAUCUCUCGGAACACCGAAUCAAUAAACCCAGCCACAUCUGGUCCGCAGCCUGCUGUGUGAAGGAUCAGAAGAAGAGGGCUUCAUGGGCGGCCAUUGCAAAAAACAGUGAGAAUGAAGUCAAAGAAUGGAGCUUGGAGAAACUACAGAAAAUUCUCGCUGACCUCUAUGGGCGGGAGAAAAUUGAUCUGUUCAACGGCUCCUGUUAAGAGAUACCCAACUGGACCAGGGGCGUGCAUGGGUGGGUGGGGGGUAGCAACAAAUUCAAGAUGAUAGCUGUGACAAUACCGGGUUUUUUUUACACCGAAGUAGUCCAAAUGCAGACCUCUUUAAUAGCGUAGGAGUAAAUCUCUGUCCUUAAUUAGCCACUGUUCUGUAGGAGAACCAGCAGGCAGAGCUGAGGGUGGUGGACUGAAGCAAGUCAUCAGCCUAGAGUCAUGUUCCCACGAACGGUCCAAGUCCACCCCCCAAUUCUGUUGACCCUUUCUAGCGCCAAUUUUAGAGUUGAACUUUAGUCAACUUUAUUCUCGUGUGUGCGCCUCGUGUGUGCAAUAAAUAUUCUGAACUGCAACUUGA